CCGUCCGUCGAGGUGGCCGCGUUCUGUUUGUCAAAAAUGUACGCGAACGAAUUUUGAAUUAUUUUUGUCAAACGCCAUAUUGUUUUUAUAGCCGAUAAUUGUCAUCCGAUUAUACAGCCAGUGUAUUUUUAUUAGAAUAAUAAGUUUUGUGUAUUAUUACGAUAGUUAUAUUUAAUUGUUAAUAAACUAAUGUAUAGAUAAUUCGUUAGUGGCAAAUCGAACAGUGAUCGCUGCUGUGAAAAAAGUGCGCGUAGAUAUGUUUAGUGAUUUAAAAAUAGGUUCGCUUGAAAAAUAACUGUUUUGGCGUUCACAAUGCAACAUCUUGUUUUUUUGUUGCAUUCAAUUAUUUUGAAUAGAAAAUGUGAUUUGUGAAUGGUGUUUGGAUUACCGAAAUAAUAUGGAGAAACCAUCGUACAAGCUGGUAGGAGCGCCAUGCGGUCAACAUGGUCAAUACACAUUUUACAAAGCGCUGAGAUUGACUGGACCUCUGGAAAGGAUCAUAGCCAUAGGGGACUUCUUCUUCGUCAGAGUGUGGCAGGAUUCUGAGCUGGUGUCCAUUGGGGAACUGCAGCUGCUCUGGACGGACCGCGUCUCCGACCAGACCCUGGUCUCCCUGCGCCUUUACUUCCUUCCUGAGAACACGCCUGAUGGCAGGGGACAGCAUGGCCAGGACGAAGUACUCGCAAUCAACGACAAAGUGGUCCUGCGUGCUGAGGACCUCCUCUCCUGGGUGUGCUCCGGUACGGGCUGGCGCUGGGGGCUCCGCGCAGUAUGGCGGGGCGCGUGCGCUCCGCCCAGUGAGCCGAAGCAUACUGCGCCAUUGCAUCAUACGAGACUGGACUUUAGUGAUGUUGAGAGAGAGAAGAGUGCUAUGUCACUAGACACCGACAGUCCAGGCGUCGUAGUAUUCUCCUACCCCCGCUACUGCAGAUACCGUGCACUAGCGGCCAGACUGGACGGCAUCCAAUCCGCCUGGCUGCGGGACUCGCUGGUGGCCGCGCUCGGCGGGUACGCGGCACCCACCAGUAAUACCCGGAUACUGUACUGCAAGGACACCUUCGAGUACCCAGAACUGGAAGGCCACGAGUUCGUAUGCAACCAUCUCGCGCCGAAACUAAAAGGACGACCACGUGGUCGGCGGCGGGCACGGGCGCGGUCGCGUGACCGUGACCACGACCCUGACCGUGACCGUGACUCGCGGUCGAGUGACAGUGACGUCACGCCGACGGAGCCGAGGACACCACGCCGAGUAUCCCUCCGAAACGGCGGCGACAAACAGAGUGAAGAAGAAGACGAAACAGAGAGCAGAGUGGCGGAGAGAGAAGAUAGAGAUAGAGAGGAGAGAGAAGAGAAGAGACCGGAUAGAGACGAGAAGAGACAGGAGAGCGUGAAGGAUGAAGAGUUCCUACAGCAGUUGAGAGAGUUUUAUAAAGACAGGAGUUAUAUGAAGAUUGCGCAUACGAAAAAUAUAUCCCUCCGCAAAUUAUACGGACGGGUUAGAUCUUGUGGCGGCUACGAAGCGGCGUGCAGAGGGCGGGUUUGGAAGUUACUGUAUGGAGGUCUAGCGCCGAGGGCUAGGAGGCUAUAUGAGAGAUUCCUGCUUCUCUUCGAGAACCAUCAACGACGGGAAAACCCAAAACUCUUCCCCAAAUUAAACGGCAAAAUAGACGAACCAAAAACCAUAGACACGAUAGACGUCACCGACUCGCCUCUACGCGACAUAGACAACAAAACCGACUUGCCAGAAAAGAGGUUACGCACUCCAAGCCCGAAAGCCGACGAAAAACUCAUUUUGGACAAUGAAACUGGGGAAUUACUAAAAGAGGACAUGAAUAUUACCUCAAAACCCGCGGAGGAGUUAAAUAGGGAGUUUCUAGAGUCGCUAACAAAGGAGAAGGAAGAGGAAAAGGGGGAAGAUGAGGGAAAGAGGGGAGAGGAGGGAAAGAGGGGAGAGGAGGGAAAAGGGGAGGUGAAGAUAUCGGUGAAGCCGGUGGAAAAGUUGAUAGAUGUGGGGGUUGAAGAUAGGAAAGAUGGCAAAGAGUUUCUAAAUGAACUCGCGCAGAAGUUGCAUUUAGGUAAUUCAGACACGACAAUACUAAAGGAGCUAUCAGACGCGCAGAGUAGCAUUGCUUCGAACGCAUUAACUAGCCUAUCGACUUUAAGUGAGAAAUACGCAGUAAACGGCCAUAAUUCAGUCACAGCAGUUAAUUUAGAUCAGCACAAAGCACGUCCGGCCGGCCGCAGCUCGCUGCGAGCUGUGCGCGUCAAACCGACCCGACCGCACCAACCGAACAACACACCCCCACAACCAGCAGUUCGCGUAGAAGCGUCCCCACCACCACCGGCCCCAGUCACCAACUUUGGUAUUCACCACCCCGCACCACCACCCCCACAUAGUGAUGAUGAAAUCGUUGAGGUACCAUACAAACCAAAAACACCAGAAAUCAUAGACUUAGACGAGUACCCGGAGAGUCCACAGAGCGUCAAGAAGAAAAAGCUGGAAAUCCUCAAAGAACGGGGUUUAGAAGUUACUGCCGUACCACCGACCCCUAUUUGGCCGACACCCCUAGCAACACCUUUGACCCCCAUAACCCCGUUAAUAAACCCCGCGCCUAUUAUUCUUAACCCCGCAGUACAACAUCAAAUAAUGACGCAAGCGCAACUAUUCCAAAUGUAUAAUAUUAUCCCACCAAAUUACGGUAAUGGCCUUCAACCCCCAAAAGUUAUUCAAGCCACCAGCGCCUUUGGAACAUGUGGGCCAGAGAAAACAGUUUACGGCAACCCCAAAGACCCCUUCAUGCCGCCCCCACACGUGCUCCAAGGAACCCCCAUCAAACCCCAAAGGGCCAUACAACCCUCUGUACCGACCCCUCAAGAUAUCCUCGACCUAACUUGCAAAUCCCAAUCUCCGCCCCCACAAAAACCAGCUGUGGAAAUAGUUAGAAUACCACAAUCUGUGACUCCCACGCCGCAAAAUUUGACCAAAAACUACACGCUUCUAGAUGGUAAAGCGGUGGUCGGUUCCAACUUGGAAAUAACGCUCGUCAACCCGAAAACACCUACGCAAAAACGGCCGCCGCAAAAACGGUCCUCGAACGGCAAAUUCACAUCAGCAAAAACGCCAACACCACCGAAAGAUUACCCCAAACCGUUCCCAUCUCCAUCUGGGGUCAAAAAGGCCCCCAUAGUGGUCCCCAACUACCAAAUAUCGCGCGAUGACGUAUCCCCAACCAGUUCAACGGGGUCAAAGGACUCGCAAAACGCGAUGCCAAACAAUUUGCUUACAAAUGUGUUCAAAGGUCAGAAUUUGACCCAAAUGAUGGAUAUGCAAAAGGGCCCCGUCAACCCCUUCAUGGACCCGAUGUAUAUGAACGCGUUCUACAGUAGUUUGGGCCAAAUGGACCAGAGACAAUUGGCCCUGUAUAGGGACUUUAUGGCCAAUCAGUUUAGGGGUUACUCGGGCCUUUUGAACAUUGGAACGCCGACAACGAAAAAUUAGUGUGCUCUAGUCGGUUAAGUCGGAUUUGCGUUAUGAAGUGUGUUCUUAUUCUGUUUUUUGCGCGGCUUUGUUAUUUAACUGUUUUAAAACGAGAUUUAAAACCGGUUUCACAAUUUGCUACUAAUGUUUUACCAUUUUUAACACUUUUUGUACAUUGUCUGUCAUUUUGACAGAACUAAAUAUGACAUGUAGGAGUUGUGAAACCGGCCGUAAAUGUCUUAUAGAGAAUGUGUUAUGUGUUAUUAUUAUCCAAACAGGGAGUUGAGUUUCUUAAAUUUCCAUUUUAAUUGAAAAUUUGUUUUUAUUUUACGAAAUAUUAUGCUAAUAAUAACAAUUGUAUUUCUAUUAUUUAUGGAUGUUUUUUUAAUAUCUGUUUAAUUUUACUUUUAUCGAAUUGCUAAAUGGCGGCAAAAUAGGGAUUAAUUGAAAAUACUUACUUUUAUCCAUCCCUUAUUUUAAUUGAUUAUGAAAUAUGAAUUGCAUGAAAAAUAAUUUUAAAAAUUGGCACAUUUUAAUUUGCGAUUAUUAAAUUUUAUUUUUUUAUUUGAGAUUUUUUUUUAAUAAUAUUAAUGGUUGUUUAUUUUGUUUUAAUCACUUUUGUGUCAAAUGUCUUGGCAGCUAUUAUAUAACUAAUUUUAUUUCUUAUAUUAUGUAUAUAUUAAAAAUUCAUAGCGCAAAUCGUAAAUGUGAUAAUAUGUCAACGUGUGUUCCGAUCUCUCGUUAAUUUCCAAUUUUAUUUAGUGUUUCAUCUAAUUCGAUAUAGUAUUCCAUUUUUGUAAAUAUAAUGUAAAAAACGGUAUUUUUUCCUUGUAACUGCCAAAAAAUGUGACGUAACAACGGUUUCAAAAUGGCCGAUAGUCCAAUUUGAAUUAGGAAUUGAUAUGGCCGUCUCUUUCGCACGGAUUUCGUGUGACAGGGACAGCGCUACGUCACGUGAUAGGCGGAAUUUAGUUGAAUUAUUAGUUAGGAUAAAAUAAUGUUGUUUCUAGGGUAAUUUUUUAAAUUCGCAACUGUAUAUAUUGCAUCGAUGUCCGUUGGAAUCGAAACUGUUCGACGGACUGAAGCAAAUACGUCAGUAAGUUCACUGUACAAAAUUAAAGUUAUGAAAAGUA
Messenger RNA from Colias croceus (clouded yellow), 4611 nucleotides. RefSeq lists its product as uncharacterized. Bases 398 to 3499 code for a protein of 1033 amino acids. Gene Ontology annotation, molecular function: DNA binding. The record is from RefSeq and is a predicted model, not a curated record. NCBI's taxonomy places the organism in Eukaryota, Metazoa, Arthropoda, Insecta, Lepidoptera, Pieridae. The transcript has 13 exons.